AUUCUCUAACGACACUAUUCAUUCGCCAGAGUUUGCGGUUUCUUCUUCCCCUCUCGCUCGCUGAAAUCGCCCCCAAAUCCACCCGUUGCCGCUGCCCAAAUUCGCCUCGCCGCUGCCCAAAUCGGUGCUCUCGAGCGGGGUUCGGCAUCGCAGGGGGUCGCCGGUUGGAGUUGUUGUCCCGCACGGCACGCUGGCCGCGGGGAGCGGCUCUCGCUCGCGAGCUCGGCGACCGUGCAAUGCUCGACUCGCGGGGUGGGGGACUGUUGCGAAGUGAGAUUGCCCUCAUUUUGUGCGGUUGCGAAGGAAGGAGACGGUACUGCGACGCGAAGGUACCUAUAGCAGAGGAGCAAGGUGUUUCAACAGGUCAUGUUUACAAACGCAAGCGCCAGAAAUUGGUCAUAACCCGGGGGAAGCGGCCUGCGGAUAUUGGAAGUAACGAAGAAGAACCAGUAGGAGAUGUCAAUGAAGCUGAUGUUACACAAGAUGCAGAACAAAAGAAAAAACGACGAAAAGUGACUGAAAAUGAGGGUCCUAGGAACAGGUCAUCACCUACGAGGCUUUUUAAGUUGAACAAGGAUCUUGUCAAAGACCAAAAAAGUAUUAUCAGAGGCAUAGACUUUGGGGGCUUGUUGGAUAUCACAACUACAAGCAUGCCCGGUGAUCUCAGACAGUGGAUCAUGAAACACUACGACCCAGAAAAGUCUCAAAUUGUUAUACCAGAUAGAGGCAAAAUACCAGUGGAUGCAGAAAGUGUUAGGAGGAUUUGGGGUUUGCCCAACAGUGGCAGGAAAGUAUGUUUUGAAAUGAAUCCAGAUGUUAUAAGGGAAUUCAACAGUAUUUUCAAGAUCGAGGGAAAAAUGCCCCUACAUUGACUUCAUGGUGUAAAAUGAUUGUGAAGAUGAAUGGGGCGUCCGAUGACAUUUUCCUCCAUGCUUGGUUGGCCGUGGCAUUCUCCUGCUUCCUUGCCCCAACCACAAGCUUGAGCAUCUCACCAAGGUGUUACACUGCUAUUCUUCACACAAGUGCUAUAAAAGACACCAAGAUAUGCGACUUUGUUAUUGAUCAACUUAGAUUGGCAUUCAUGGGUUUUGGUGACAAGAAGAAGGUUGUUUGCUAUUGUGUUUUCCAUCUAGUUAUUUUGUAUCUGGAUUCAUUGGAUGUUGAUGAACCAAUAACUGCUACACUUCCAAGGGCACGCAUUUGGAAUGCUGAUCUAAUAACCAAAGUGAUGCGGAGCAUCCCUCGACUACCCGCACCGACACUCCAUCACCACUGCAAGCACCGAGAGGACCAAUGACAAGAGCACAUGCACGUGACAUCGAGAACGAGGUCAAUUCUAUCCUCUUUGAGUUUCGUUUGGUUUCACAUGAAAAUUAGAUCCUACCUCAAAGAGACUCGCUAUGCAUUCUUAGGCACCAAGAAGAUGAUCGUGAGAAGGAGAAGACGGAGACUCGAGCAUCCACGGAGCAAGGGAGAGGAGAGGAGAACAAGAAGAAUGAAGGAGAGAAGCUCUUGGACACGCCGGGUGCCUGGACGAAAGGACCCCGGGUGCCCGGACACGAAGACUUGGGGAGGUCUGAACCCCCUGGACAUCCCGGGUGCCCGGCCUCUGCCUGGGCUGCACCCAAGCCGGCUCCGGGUGCCCGGGCACACGGCCCCGGGUGCCCGGGCACAUGGCCCCGGGUGCCCGACCCACCUCUUGGGCCUCGCUCAGCCUGCCCCAGGUGCCCCGCUAACCGGCCCCGGCUGCCCGACCCUUGCCCACCAGCCGCUGGGCGCCACCCCGGGUGCCCGGGUUUGGGACCCCCGGGUGCCCAGCCAGCCCCUGACCUGGCCGGGUGCCCGGCUCCUUCGCCACCGGGUGCCCGGUCCCGCUCGAGCGUAGGUCUUUGACCGGUCCGGGUGCCUGGCCGGUUCCUCCCCGGGUGCCCGAACCCUUCUUCCGUGGCCACACAUUUUAGGACUUUUUGGUCUUUUGUACCCCUCUUUCUCCUAGUUUCGUCCCUAGCCUUUAUAUACUUAUCUCCUAGCUCAUUUGGAAGGUUAGCAAAGUAUUAGAUAAAACAUUGAGAGCUUUGCUCCUUGUAUCCCCUCCUCUUGGAGAUCAAGACCCCUCUUGGGAAGAAUCCUUGUGGAUUGCAAGACCUCCCGAGGGAGUAGAUCAUCAUCAAGACUUCACCUCCUCUAGGAGUGGGAAGAACUUUACCUAGUGCUUGUUUCCUUGGAUUGAUCUUGUAAUCUUGUGGUUCUCAUGUAUGCUACUCUAGUGGAUGUGAUAUUUGGGUUUGUUUGAGUGAUUUGUGCCUUGUGUUCUUGAGAGUUCA
Triticum aestivum (bread wheat) is the source of this 2324-nucleotide messenger RNA. RefSeq lists its product as uncharacterized. The transcript has 4 exons. The record is from RefSeq and is a predicted model, not a curated record. NCBI's taxonomy places the organism in Eukaryota, Viridiplantae, Streptophyta, Magnoliopsida, Poales, Poaceae. Bases 237 to 872 code for a protein of 211 amino acids.